This is a messenger RNA of Juglans microcarpa x Juglans regia, 1392 nucleotides long. RefSeq names its product ubiquitin receptor RAD23b-like. The transcript is spliced from 12 exons. Gene Ontology annotation, cellular component: cytosol; nucleoplasm. Gene Ontology annotation, molecular function: damaged DNA binding; ubiquitin binding; polyubiquitin modification-dependent protein binding. NCBI's taxonomy places the organism in Eukaryota, Viridiplantae, Streptophyta, Magnoliopsida, Fagales, Juglandaceae. Bases 130 to 1254 code for a protein of 374 amino acids. The record is from RefSeq and is a predicted model, not a curated record. Gene Ontology annotation, biological process: proteasome-mediated ubiquitin-dependent protein catabolic process; nucleotide-excision repair.
UGUGUUUCAUUUCCUGCACCACGAGCGCUCUCUCUCUAUUGCUCGUUCGGUCUCUCAGAGCAGUUCCUAGGGUUUUCUCCCCCUCGAAACGCCGUCGUUUCGACCGAUUCGUGCUGCCAAGUCGCCGCAAUGAAGCUCACCGUGAAGACUCUGAAAGGCAGCCAUUUCGAAAUCACGGUUCAGCCCUCCGACACCGUUAUGGCUGUCAAGAAGAACAUUGAAGAUGUACAAGGAAAAGAUAAUUACCCGUGUGGACAGCAGUUGUUGAUUCACAAUGGGAAGGUCUUGAAAGAUGAAACAACCCUGGCAGAGAAUAAGGUCUCUGAGGACGGGUUUCUCGUUGUCAUGCUUAGCAAGAGUAAAACAUUGGGCUCAGCGGGGGUGUCAUCCACUCAGCCUGCUCCUAUAAAUCCACCUACGACUGCACCUGUCUCUAACUCUACUCCUGUACCUGAAGCUUCUGUACAACCGCUGGCCUUGAAGAGCACCUCAUCAGCUUCAGACACUGCAACAGCUAGCGUUCCUACUGAUACCUAUGGACUAGCUGCUUCAAAUUUAGUUGCUGGUAGUAAUCUUGAGCAGACUAUUCAACAAAUAAUGGAUAUGGGUGGUGGCAACUGGGACAGAGAAACAGUUACCCGAGCACUUCGAGCAGCUUACAACAACCCUGAGCGAGCAGUAGAUUAUCUAUAUUCUGGUAUUCCAGAAGCAGCAGAAGUUGCAGUACCGGUGGCUCAUUUACCUGCAGGUCAGGCAACUGAAACAGGUGCAGCAGCUGCACCUGUGUCUGGAGCACCUAACUCUUCACCCUUGAAUAUGUUUCCUCAGGAGACCCUUGCUGCCGCUGCUGCUGGUGGAGGAGGACUUGGAUCCCUUGAAUUUCUUAGAAACAAUCCACAGUUCCAAGCAUUGCGCUCAAUGGUGCAAGCAAAUCCACAGAUAUUACAGCCCAUGCUUCAGGAGCUGGGAAAGCAAAAUCCCCAGCUUUUAAGAUUAAUUCAGGAGCACCAUACGGAGUUUCUUCAGUUGAUAAAUGAACAUCUUGAGGGAUCUGAAGGGGAUGCAUUUGAUGAGCCUGAGCAAGACAUGCCCCAUGCCAUCAAUGUCACCCCGGCUGAGCAAGAGGCCAUAGAAAGACUAGAGGCAAUGGGAUUUGAUAGAGCACUGGUCAUCGAAGCCUUUUUGGCAUGUGAUCGCAAUGAGGAAUUGGCAGCCAACUACUUGCUGGAGAAUGCUGGAGAUUUUGAGGAUUGAAUGGUGAACCUUCAUUGGGUUCGUAGUUUUGGUUUCUUGGAUUCAUUUCGAUAUUAUUUCUUUACUUGGAGUAGUGUUUGGAUUAAAUUAUGUACUUUAAUAAUGAAUUCCGGUAAUUAAUUCUGUGAAAUUGAUCUA